Colletotrichum karsti is the source of this 891-nucleotide messenger RNA. RefSeq lists its product as uncharacterized. Gene Ontology annotation, molecular function: S-adenosyl-L-methionine transmembrane transporter activity. The coding region runs from base 1 to 891 and encodes 296 amino acids. The transcript has a single exon. Gene Ontology annotation, cellular component: mitochondrial inner membrane. The record is from RefSeq and is a predicted model, not a curated record. Lineage: Eukaryota; Fungi; Ascomycota; Sordariomycetes; Glomerellales; Glomerellaceae.
AUGUCCACAAACACCCCCUUCACAACAGCCCUCCUCGCAGGCGCCCUCGCCGGCACGACCGUCGACCUCACCCUCUUCCCCCUCGACACCCUCAAGACCCGCCUGCAAUCCUCCGCCGGCUUCUUCCCGUCGGGCGGCUUCAACGGCAUAUACCGGGGCAUCGGCUCCGCGCUGGUCGGCUCGGCCCCGGGGGCCGCCUUCUUCUUCUGCACCUACGAGGGCGCCAAGACCUUCAUCUCUUCUCGUCUAGUGUCCGCCGACGGCGCCAACGCGCAGUGGGCCGCGCCGCUGAGCCACAUGCUCGCGGCGUCGCUGGGCGAGGUGGCCGCGUGCGCGGUGCGCGUGCCGACGGAGGUGGUCAAGCAGCGCGCGCAGGCGGGACAGCACGGCGGCUCGUCGGCGGCGGCGCUGCGGGGGAUUCUGGGGCUGUACGGGACGGGGGCGGGCGUGGCCGGGGUGUGGAGGGAGCUGUACCGCGGGUGGAGCAUCACGGUGCUGCGGGAGGUGCCGUUCACGAUCAUCCAGUUCCCGCUGUGGGAGAGGCUGAAGCGGUGGGGGCGGGAGAGGAAGCAGAGCAAGAACUGGAAGCUGGGCGGCGCGCCGCAGACGGAGUAUGAGGUCUCGGCGGUCGAGAGCGCGUUGUACGGGAGCGUGGCGGGCGCGGCGGCGGCGGGUAUCACGACGCCGCUGGACGUGUUGAAGACGCGGGUCAUGCUGAGCAAGCAGAAGGUCAGCGUGGGGGAUGUGUUGAGGGAGAUUUAUCGGGAUCACGGGGUGCGGCCGUUUUUUGCGGGUAUCGGGCCGAGGGUUAUGUGGAUUAGCAUCGGAGGCGCGAUCUUCUUGGGAAGUUAUCAGUUCGCGGCGAACACGCUCACCGGGGCGGUGUUGUGA